GAUGUGGGGUAUUUAUUGACAAAAGGCCACAAAAAAUCCCUGAAUUUACCCCACUUCAAAAACUAUGAUAUACAAAAUAACAUAUUACAAACAUACAUGUAUAUAAACUUACAACAUACAUUAACAUAACAAAUCUCACAUAAGGCAAUCAAUUAAACAUUAAAUUAUUCAGACUUAAGUAAAUACAAUUUAUAUUUUCUCCUAAAGAACGAGUAGUUUGACUUUCUUUGAGGUCAUCUGGCAAGAGAUUCCAAUACUAUGGUUUAAAACUGACAGUUCUUGAAAAAUUAUAAUGAUGAAAAGGUACAUUUUAUUGGCAUUUCUUGUGUUAUAUUUACUUAUGUUGAUAUUAUGUUCAAUUUAUUCAUUAAAAUAAUUUGGAAGCAAUUGUAUAGUAAGAAAACAUAAAAGCUGCCAGUUGUAAUUUAUUCAUCAUAAAUAUUCAACAUUUUCAAUUUCGUAUUGGUUGAGUCUGCUAAAUAAUUGGCAUUAGAUCUUGAUAUCUGUAAAGCAAUGUGAUUUACAUGUUCCUUCCAAUUCAGGUUUUCGUCUAUGAUUACGCCAAGAAAUUAAGUACUAGUUUGUCUCUUAAUACAUGUACGGUACAUCAUUAAGUUUUAUAUUUAUUUCAUAUUCAACAAUUCUUACUUUUAAAGAUCAUGUAAACAUGUUUUACUUUGACAGUAAACCAAGUUUGUAUCUUUUCCAAUUCUAAAUUAAAUAAAUUGUUCGAUGUCACAAGAUCAUUACCUGAUAACAAUAAACUGGUAACAUCAGCUAACUUAUAAAAGAAAAAGGUAAUUAUUGAUAAAAUAUUGCUAACAUAAGUGGCCUGAGAUUUGAGGCUUGUGGUACACCUACCAUAAUAUAUUCAUAUUCAUAAUUACAAUUAUCAACAGUCACAUAUUGUUUCCUAUUAGACAGAUAGCUUUUAAACCACUUUCAUGCACUUCCCCUUAUUCCAUAAUAUUUCAGUUUGUUGAGUAAAAUGAAAUGGUUAAUACAGUCAAAUGCCUUUGACAAAUCUAAAAAGAGCCCUACAUGUAUAACAUAUAACCGCCUUAUUAAAGUGGAAUGAUUAUUUGGACCUCGGAAAUCUGACUUACAUGUAGAACAUACAUGUAAAUAAGUUAUGUUUUGCAUAUUCUGGUCUGAUAUAAUGCUUGGAGUUUGACAAGGUUAUGGUACUGGUACAUGUAUGUUGCUGUUCUACCCUUUCUUUUCAUCUCUGUUAUUGUGUGUAUAGUGUGUUUGAAGUAGAUGAACUAAGGCUUCUGUUUCCUCCCAAGUUUCUCAUCCCAGCAUGUAUCCUGAAAUGAUUCACACUCUUUACCCCUAAAGCAAUGCCAAGUUCAGAGAGUUUAACCCAGUGCAAUUUCUGUCCUGUAGGGAGCCUUGACCCAAUUUCUCUAAUCCUGCAUUGUGUGAGCCACCCAGGCAUUGUUGUACCCCAAAUACUAUACAGCAUUCGUACGUAGAGAAAGGCAUGCAAGCAGGGCUAGAGUGGUGAUCGGUGAUACUCUCGUUUUCUUUUCAGAAAGGCAACAAAAUGGAGAGGACAGGGGAGAGAGUGACAUAUAAAUGUAGACUUUGCAGACAGCAGUUGUUUGAUAGCUCGUGUGUUCUCAACACAAGCACCAAUCAUCACCAGGAUGUAGUAUCGUCAGAAUGUUCUCUGGGCCAGUCAGCCAUGACUGCGGCCUCCCCGACAUGGACUCUAGCCAGCAGCAUGCAGGGCUCGGCCAAGAGCUUUGCUCUGCUCACCCAAGGGAGGACAGGUGGAUCUUCUGAUGGUGUACUUGCUCCAUAUGGCCAGGUCACUGCUGGACCCAAUCCACUUUGGUAUAUCAACGAGGAAUCCACGCCACCUUGGGUUCAGAGAAUAUUAAACAAGUUUCAAUGGAAGAAGGGAAAGCUGUCAUGCCCUAAAUGUCAUGGUCGCCUUGGUGCUUUUGAUUUUGUCACACCCUACAAGGUGACCAUCAGCAGUAAAAAAGUGUCUCGCAUUCAUGUCAUGAGAAGUCGUGUUGAUUGUGAGUCUUCAUCACCUAUUGUUGCCAGGAUCCGUCCAAUGCCUCAAAACCCAAGAGAUGUACAUGAGAGUAAUGACCUUGAUGAACCAACCUCUACUGCACAGCCAGAAGCAUCAGUAGCUGGAGCAGAGAAUCUGCCGCAUCCAUCAGAUAUUGAUCCGCCCGUCCCUGUCACUUCAGCACCUGUCUUGCCUUUACUAUCUGACCAGACCUCAAGACAAUUCUUGCCAGAAACAUUCUCCUCAGCAUCAGAUGAGGAGUCUCUGUCCAACCUUCCCAUCUCGGCGAACUACCAAAGACCUGUGUCUGUAUCCCAACCUUUGGAACAGACACAGAGACAUAAUGUCAUCAGCAGCACAACAAGUAUGCCAGCAGAGCAAUCCCAUCAACGCUCCAUAUCUACCGGUAAUCCUAGAAUUGUGAGAUCUAGUUCAGGAUCACAGCAGUGCAGUCUUAGUUUGCAGUCAGGUGAUCUUGAUACUGUCCGUCAUAGGAUAAACAGGGGAACUGUCCAAAUUGAUAAGUGUGUGCCAUUUGGAAUAGAAAUUGGGCAGGCUAGAAGUGAUUCUGAGGUAACAAUGAAGAAUUCACCCAAAGACAGGAGUGUUGCCCAUGUUGCUGGCACAAACAGACUAAAAAAAAGAGUGGCUCAACAAAGCUUUACAUCCUCUCUACCAAGUACAUCUAAUGAUAUUUUUAGUCCAACUAUAAAUUCAAACCAAAGACACAAUUUGCAAUAUGAUAACCAUUCAGAUGAGCCUGAAGAUGAUGAUGAUCACCCCGAGGAAAGGGUACAUUAUCGCAUUAAUCUGUCCUCUCCAAGUAGCAGUUCUAUUUCUACAGUAGUUUCUCACUCCAGGUCUCCUGAUAUUUCUGCCAACAUAUUCAAGAACAGUCCAGCAUUCCUUAGGCCACUCAUUAGCAGUACAUUUUCUUCAGAUCAGACCAGAAGUCCUACUCCUGGUAGUUCACCACCAAGUCUUUACUCACCAGUCCUACCAUCUGCAGAACAAGAUGACCGAACUACACCAACAGCGAGAGAUGCCCCUUUUGUUUCCCAAGGGCUUACUGUAAGAGACUCUGAUGAUGAUGAGGAUACCUUGGUAGUAGAUCAUCAAAGGGAGAGUGCACCAAUCGGUGUCGGGCAGAGGAGUCCUCGAGAACAGAGAAGGGAAAGAAACAGGAAAAAGAAGGAGAGAAGGAAACAGAGGAGGUAUGAGAGGUGGUUGGAAAGACAAACACUUGGAGCUGAAGAAGAAUCAGCAAUUCAGGAUAUCAGUGCAGCAGGUCUGUAUUCACUGCUUGGACCACGAUGUGCAGGUAGCUCACUUCGGGAGGUCACUACAUGCUCUGUGUGUUUGGAUAUCUACUACCAACCCCAUACUUGCUUUCCUUGCGAACAUAUCUUCUGUGAGCCUUGCCUUCGCCAGGUGGCACGCUUCCACCCCGUGGUCACUCCCUGUCCACUCUGCCGAACCACCAUUAGGAAUGUGAAGAUUCAUGAUCAACUGACAUCUGCUGUAAAACAGCUGUUCCCACGCCAAUUUGAUAUCCGGCAUCAUAUGGAACGUCGUACCCUGAAUCGCUCCUUCCCUUUACCAGGCAAUUCCAACCUUCCUCCUUGGUAUCGUAUGGGGUAUCAGAACAACCGUAAUCAGGUGGACUUCCUUGCGUCCCGUCGUAAUCCUGGUUAUGUGCAUGAUUGGGGUAUGCGCUAUCUUCAGGGUGUGGUGUGGAGGGUUGUGGCUUCCACGGCAGUGCUCCUAAUUGUAUCUGGUAUUUCAGUUGGAUUUUUGCAUUUUAUGUUUGAUUUUUCAUAGGAAAAUCAUUUAUGUUAUAUGUGUAAUUGUAUAAUUAGCCAUAGUUUGAUUCAAAUUUAUGAAAAAGUUAAUUGAUAUUUGUGACAUCAAAAUACUUCAUAUUUAUGACAUGUCCGAGAGGAUUAAAAUCUUGUUAAAGAUACUACAUGUAGUUUAUUGCAGAUAUAUGAUGCGAUAUGAACACAUUUAGUCUACAUGUAUCUAGGUAAGUUUUGUAAUAGCCGGUUAAUUGCAAGAUGAAAUAUAAUUGACCUUUGGUAAGAUUGUUUGAUAUUUAGCAGGUCUAUAAAUGUCUUUAUUUUGGUAUUGUUUAUUUGAGUCCAAGAAGAAUUUGGAGUUCAUGUUUUUUUCCUUUUCUAUUGAAAAGGCUGGAGUCGUGUCAGAAUUUUCUGUCUGAGAUUCCAGUGGCAUUUUUGUUGAUUUCCAAUGUGUUGAUAAUUGGAUGUUGGAGCAGGAAGCAUUUGCCAAAAAUAAAAAUAAUGAAUUAUCAUGUUUUAACAUCAACUUCUAAAUGUUACAAUCUGAGAUGAUAGGAAUUGUUUAAGGAAUUGAUAAGAGGCUUGGAUAUCCUACAAUAAAAUGGAUAAUUGGUAUACAGUACAUGUGUGGCAUAUUUUCUUGUGUGUACACAAGCUGUAAUUGCAUUUAAUAAUGCCUUUUUUAUAACCUCCAUACAAUAUGUCUACUGCAUAAAACAGGCAAAGCAUAUAUAUACAUUUACAAAUACAUGUUUAAUGGAUUGGAUGCUGUUAUUUUGUCACUUAAUAAUUAUUUAUUUAUUGGAAGUUACAUAAACAGUGUCAAAGGUACUGAAGCACCAUGCUGAAAGAGGUACUCUGGCCUAAACAUAGAUGAUUUUACAAAUAAACAAAUUAAAAACUAAAAAUUUCAUCCGAAUUAGAUUAAAAAUGAAGAAUCAUUCUCUUAAUGAUGCAAUUAUAUCUUUAUUAAUGUGUUUGCAAAGAGUUUACAGCAAAGAUGAUUAUUUCUAAAAACAUGGAGUGUCAAUUAUAUUUCUAGACAACUUUUAAUAAAAGUUCUUUCACAUGAUACAAGACAUUUUAAAGAAUAGGGACAUGACAUCAUUAACUUUCUACAAGUUCAUGAUAAUAUGCCUAUAUGGAAUGUUAAAUAUGACUAUUUAAGCCCUUAAUUACCAUAGCUUGUUUUUCAUCUAAUUUCAAUUUUUUCAUUGUUGUGCUUGUUAUAAGUUUCAGUCCAGAGUACCCCUCAAAGUCCAAGGUUGACAUUUCACAUCCUGUAACCCAGUACUGAAUACUGGUAGAUAUGCUUUUCAUUCUUUACAUUUAUCAUGUCAAUGAUACUGGCUUUCUUUUGCCAUGUAAUCUGUAUCUAAUCAUGAGUCAUUUAAAGUUCAAACUCCUUUCAUUAUACUGCUUGUCACCAAGUUUGUGUACGUAUCAGUGUGCUCAUUAAUUGCACUCCUGGAUAUCAUAGAAUCCCUACAGAGUUUAGGGCACUGUGAUUGAUGCAUGGUAUCGAGAACAUUCAAGGCAAAAGGGUGACAUCACAAUUGUGAUUGUUAUUUUCACCCUUUUUGAAAUUGUAUUUUGUUUUUUAAUAUCAAUUUUUGUCUCGCAAGCAUAGCAGAGCGAGACUAUAGGCGCCGCUUUUCCGACAGCGGCGGGGACGGCGGCGUCAACAUCAAAUCUUAACCUAAGGUUAAGUUUUUGAAAUGACAUCAUAACUUAGAAAGUAUAUGGACCUAGUUCAUGAAAAUUGGACAUAAGGUUAGUCAAGUAUUACUGAACAUCCUGCCUGAGUUUCAGGUCACAUGACCAAGGUCAAAGGUCAUUUAGGGUCAAUGAACUUAGACCAUGUUGGGAAAAUUAUUUUCAAAAUCUUAACCGAAGGUUAAGUUUUUGAAAUGACAUCAUAACUUAGAAAGUAUAUGGACCUAGUUCAUGAAACUUGGGCAUAAGGUUAAUCAAGUAUUAGUGAACAUCCUGCUUGAGUUUCAGGUCACGUGACCAAGGUCAAAGGUCAUUUAGGGUCAAUGAACUUUGGUCAAGUUGGGGGUAUUUGUUGAAUUACCAUCAUAACUUUGAAAAUUUAUGGAUCUAGUUCAUGAAACUUGGACAUUAGGUUAAUCAAGUACCACUGAAUAUCCUGUGCGAGUUUCAGGUCACAUGACCAUGGUCAAUGGUCAUUUAAGGUCAAUGAACUUUGGCCGUGUUGGGGGUAUUAGUUAAAUUACCAUCGUAACUCUGAAAGUUUAUGGAUCUAGUUCAUAAAACUUGGACAUAAGAGUAAUCAAGUAUCACUGAACAUCCUGUACGAGUUUCAGGUCACAUGACCAUGGUCAAAGGUUAUUUAAGGUCAAUGUACUUUGGCCGUGUUGGGGGUAUUUGUUGAAUUACCAUCCUAACUCUGAAGUUUAUGGAUCUAUUUCAUAAAACUUGGGAUAUAAGAGUAAUCUAGUAUCACUGAACAUCCCCUGUUAGUUUCAGGUCACAAAACCAAGGUCAAAGGUCAGUUAAGGUCAAUAAACUUAGGCCAUGUUGGGGUAAUUGAUUAAUUGCCAGCAUAACUUUGAAAGUUUAUGGAUAGAGUGAAUGAAAUGUGGACAUGGGUGUAGUUGACAGUCUUUAGUCUCCGUUCAAAUGUAAUUUAUGGUCAAUGAACGUGGUAUUAUGUCAUUAUAUGAAUGGUGUUUUUGUGAAUGAUUAUUUUAUAGUAGUUUUCAAAGUUAGCACUGCUGCUAUAUUAAAUUGCGUAAUGCAGGCGAGACUGCCAGAGGCGUUCCACUUGUUACAGGAAGUAGCCCCUGUUCUGAUAUAGAAUUAGCACAUUUUGCUUGUCCCUUUUGAACCAAGAAAGCACAACUUUCAUUUUCAAUAUUCUCAUUACUGCCAAAUGUAUUUUCAAACAAUUAUUCCAAUAGUUAGCAUGCAUGUAGUUUCAUAUUUAUAGCAAUGUACAAUACAAUGAUUUUUCGCAAAGUUUAGCUGUAUUGUAGGAGUGAAAUAGCAUAAUGGUAGACUCUUGCUCUAAAAUUCAGUUUUGAUUGUUGCCAUUGUUAACCAAGUUCCUGAAAUAGAAACAAAACAAAGCAUAUGUAGAGUCGUUGUUUGCUGGUGUAUAUAUUUGUUAACAGUUCAUAUAAAAUGAUAUUCAAUAUUAUGCAUGAAAGACAUUGUUGACAGGUGGCAUAUCCAUGUUUCUAUAUUAUCUUUCACCAGAGUUUGACAUGAAAAAUUUGUAUUCUAUUAUUUACUGUCAUCACCAUAUCCUUUAAUGUCAUGUUUUCACUUUAUUAUAAGGGUACUCUUUAUUCUUUGACGGUUUAACAGGUUGCACAUCUACACUUUGCAAUUACUUUUUAUUUUUUUACUUAUAAAAGAGGUGAGUGUGAUUACCUUGUCUUAUAAAAAUCAAAUUAUUCAUGUGAAAUGAUGACCAAGAAUUCAUCUGUGUGAUUACCUUGUCUUAUAACAAUCAAAUCAUUCAUGUAUAAUGAUGACAAAGAAUCCAUCUGUCUUUGUCUUUGUAGUGUGGUCAUCAAAUGACCCACUUGCAUGAAAGUAAGUAGGCUAUUGUGGUAACAUUGUCAUUGAAAUGUAUCUUUCAUGGAAACUCAAUUUUGAUCGGUAGAUGAACUAUUAUAAAAGGUUUACCGGUAUAUUCACUUGGUCUGUACGUACAUGUAAGCAGUUGAGUUGGUCUAUUUAUCAGAUUGCCUAAUUCCACAUUUUGCAAAACCAGUGUGGUAUAUCAAUUUUUUUUUGGCUUGGUCUACACUGCGCCUGGUGUAAUCCCCUUUCUCAUUUAGUCAAUACCCAUUGGGUCUAAUUUCCACUUGUCUACCUAUUAUUUUUUACUUUGUCGAAUGAAAUAUUGGUUCAUUAACAGUUCAUCCAAGUACUUAGUCUAUUUAAAAGUGAUGAUACACCCAAGCGGAUAUCAAUUUGAAAAUUGAAAUGAUUUCAUUUGAGUAUGAAAGAAAAGCUGUCUCUAUGAUAUCAAACAAUCCAUCUUGGAGGAAAUGACUCGGUUAACUAUUCUUUUUAAGCAAUGCAUUCUUUAAUCACAGUGUUCCCUCGUGUCUUCAGUAGAUGCAUUGAGUAGUAUAAUAUGAACUCUAUAGCCAUGCAUGCUGCAGCUGAAGUUGUUUUGUAAUGAUAUUUCUAAUCAAUAAAUCAUUGAAAUGAGCAAAUAACUUUAACCAAAUUGCACAUUUUCAACUUCAUCUCCAUUGGUUUAUGUAUGAACAGAUAUCCUUAUGAUGCUAGUUUGAUGCAACUAUUCCCUGUAUUUCAUUGUUUAGUCUAAAGUUGUAAAAUGUCAACAUGAUACUGUAAUUCUAUAUAAUACUUGACUGUGUGGCAAAGAAGAAAGAUGUAAUAUAAGUGAAAAAAAAAUUAAACAAUUAUUGUUGUCUUUAUUGUUAAUUCGAUAUUGACUAUUAUGACUACUAUAUAAAAAGCUGAUUUCUAACAGGCAUGGCCUCCCAAAUAUUUUCAUAUACUAGUAAGUCUCCUGGGGAAGUUUUUCACAUCUCGAGUGAAAUUCUUAACUAAUAUUUCCCCCAAGUCUUUAUUGAUUCUAUCUGUGCAUCAAAACAGGAUAAAUUGUAAUAUAGGGUUAAAUCCAGACUGUAUGUAGUUUAGUUGAAAUAAUUUGACACUGGGUUAGAUAUAAAACAUGUGAAAGGAAUACGUUUUUCUUCACAUUUCAUUACAAAAUCAAUGUUGGAGUUAAUAUUCACAAGAAGAUUAAUUUAAUCUGUACUUGGUGGUUAAGUUUGGACAGGCAAUCCAUAAACAAAUGGUCUAUGCUUCAUGAAAAAUCUAAUCACAUGGAUUAAUUAAUUAUUAUGUAGACAUAAUUUUAGAACAUGGGCGUAUAGAUGGGCUGUCUUCCCCCCCC
Messenger RNA from Lytechinus pictus (painted urchin), 8743 nucleotides. RefSeq lists its product as uncharacterized. NCBI's taxonomy places the organism in Eukaryota, Metazoa, Echinodermata, Echinoidea, Temnopleuroida, Toxopneustidae. The coding region runs from base 1550 to 3853 and encodes 767 amino acids. Gene Ontology annotation, cellular component: endoplasmic reticulum membrane. The record is from RefSeq and is a predicted model, not a curated record. The transcript has 4 exons. Gene Ontology annotation, biological process: positive regulation of proteasomal ubiquitin-dependent protein catabolic process; protein polyubiquitination; norepinephrine metabolic process. Gene Ontology annotation, molecular function: ubiquitin conjugating enzyme binding; metal ion binding; ubiquitin protein ligase activity.